AUGGCACUCGGUACUAUUUCCAGGAUUUUUCGUGAAGUCAAGGGCCAGAAUUCCUACCAAAGCGAGUACUACGUCGUGCGCCAACCAAGCCAUCGCCGCCGCUCCAGAGCCCGCUCCGUUGAAAGAACCUCCUUAAGCGAGUCGAGGCCAAGGAAAGAACACCAUGUGCACGAGGUAGAAAUCCACCGAAAGCCCUCCAGACGGCAUGGGGACAGAGAAAAGAAGGUUCGAAAAGAGUACGAGUACCGCUACGAGCUCUUUCAAGACGACUCGGAAGCCGAGGACAACGACGACCUCAAGCACGUCUCCUGGGCUCAAUGGCCUGACCUCCAUACUCAGCUCAGCGACCAUCAGGCCCGCCAAUCAGCGACCGAGCCCUCAUUCCAGUUCCAGCCCCAAACCUACAACCCUGACCUCCACCAAUGGAUCUCCGCCGAGCUCGCCCUCCUCUGGUCCUCCAUCGACCAACUCCACCAUCAACACAAAGAACGCUCUGCCAACUAUGACCCCUGUCUCCAACAAGCCAUCCUAGCGUCCUAUGCCACGUUCAAGCAGGAGCAGAUUCAACCUUUGCUCGAUGAGAUCGCUCGCCUCGAAAGACAAGGGAAGGACUACGAGGAGCUUGUGAAGGAGCUGUUUGGUGUCAUCAAGGGAUACCAGGUCGAGCUGAGGAGCGUGUGGGACAGAGAGGAGAGAGAAAAGAAGGAGAAGGAGGAAAAGGCCGACAGAGCAAAGAGGGAGAGGGGGAGGAGGCACGAUGAAGAGGCUACACCACGAAGGCGAGAGUGGGAGACGUGGCGAGAUUUCUCUGGGCCUACUCUGGCUGGAGUAGCGUCGGGAUCAAACCCUUCUUCUCCGACGGGAAGCGCUCCUCCGCCUUAUGACGAUGGGCAACUGCCGCCAGCCGAGAUUCCUGCUCCAGCUCCAGCUCCUCAGACCGUUCCUAUUCCUACGGUCCCUGCUCGUCCGCCCAAGGAGCUCGAACAUCCGCACCAGCCGAGGGUCCGCUUUGAGGAGUACCUACAUGAAAUUCCCGCCCCGCGCCACUACACCGACGACGAGUACGAGUACGGACCCCGUGAUCACCGCCGCCGCGAAAGGGGUAGAACCCGCGAACACGAAUACACCUACGACCGACCGCGGUCUUCUUCAAAGGAGACGCACAUCCACCGUGAUCGUGAUUGGCAGCAUCCCCACGAUGUUCGCCACGGGCAGGGACACCGCCCUCUUGACCGGGACCAUCAGAACGACCGCCAUCAUCGCCGGCACCACCACGAUGAACGAUCCGAGCGCCGAUUCGAUGACCGCUUGACUGAUUGGAACAUCCCAAGCCCAAACAUCCCAGCCCCAAGCACCCACUGGGACUUGCACCCCCGUAGUCCGCGAUCCGCACGGGACUUUGACGCUUACGAGCCCAAGACCAGGAGCGAGCCUUGCACCCGUCGACGGCACUCUGUCAGCUAUUCCCCGCCGUCGCAGGUUGUUGACAGAGAGGGGGACAAGUACCCUAGGGGGUGGAGGGUUGUAAGGUUUGCUGUCUGA
Molecule: messenger RNA, 1542 nt
Organism: Neurospora tetrasperma FGSC 2508
Lineage: Eukaryota; Fungi; Ascomycota; Sordariomycetes; Sordariales; Sordariaceae
Exons: 3
Coding region: 1-1542 (513 amino acids)
Source: RefSeq, a predicted model, not a curated record